Molecule: messenger RNA, 1019 nt
Organism: Dicrocoelium dendriticum
Lineage: Eukaryota; Metazoa; Platyhelminthes; Trematoda; Plagiorchiida; Dicrocoeliidae
Source: the annotation of a GenBank genome assembly
AGGGCGCGGCUUUCGAGAGUCAUCUAAUGCAAGAAAUGUGCAGCUUGCUAGCCAUUAAAAAGACGAACUACAUCGUACCAUCCACAAGGAAAUGGGCUCGUCGAGUGGACCAACAGGAUUAUCUAGGCUAUCUUACAGAGCUUCGUCGAACGCCAUCAGUCUGAUCAGUGGGACGAAGCAUUGCCACAAUGUAUGGUUGCCUAUCGGGCCUCGGUGUACUCUACAACCGGCUGUUCUCCAGCUUACCUUACUCUCAACCUUGAGAUUCGCUUACCUCUGGGAUUACUAUCACCUGUCUGUCCGGUUGAAGCUUACUCUGUCGGGAUACGUCCGCAACACCUCUGAGCGACUCCGAGUAGCCUUUCAAAGCGUGCAGGAGCAUAUGAGCAGAGCGAAGCACAGCCAGAAGGGGUAUUACGAUCGCCAAAGUCGAAUCCCUGAAUACCGAAAUGGUGAUCGUGUAUGGCUACACCGACCAAGACUUCCAGCUGGCGCACCAAGAAAAUUCCAUCGGGAAUGGCAGGGGCCAUAUGAGGUUGUGUUCGUACGCUCGCCUACUGUGUGUGCUUCGAAACGUUACGGACCCAAACGCCGACGUACUGACCGUUCAUUACAACCAACUGAAACCGAUGGCACCGUCUUCAAGUUCUACGCCUGUAGAUGGAAUCGUGCCACCCGGUUGUCUCCCGGUAGUCGAACACACUGUAGAUGUGCUAGCUUAGGGGUGCCUCGCUUUGGUUCCAGAUGCGCUGGCACUGGGGACAGUGCCUCACUUAGAAGGGGAGACAAUGUAGUACAGUUGAAACCGCAAUGUAUUGUUUAAAUUGACCGCCAUUACUAAUGUCUCCCUUGCUUGUUUUACAAGUCUUGGCGGACCGAAUGCACAAUGAAUGAAGGGAACCAAAGGCCAAGCUCCAGUACCUGUUCCUUGUAAACUCGUUGUUUAUAUACUUGCUUGCCGUGUACCACGCUAUUCGCAUGCCGCGCUGUUGAAUACAUCUGUCUCGGUCCCGCUCGCU